Molecule: messenger RNA, 393 nt
Organism: Babjeviella inositovora NRRL Y-12698
Lineage: Eukaryota; Fungi; Ascomycota; Pichiomycetes; Serinales
Exons: 1
Coding region: 1-393 (130 amino acids)
Source: RefSeq, a predicted model, not a curated record
AUGGAUCCAUGUCUAGUAACCGAAGAACUAACUACUGCUAAACGCGAGUAUGAGUCCUUUUUCAAGUCCUUAGUGCCCGCAGCACCUACCCCAGUUAUACCCCUCGACUUCUACGGCAUUACAAGACGUAGGUCAACCAACCUGCAGUUCUUAAAAGGUGUCACCUUGGAGAAUCUCAAUGUUAUGAUAUACGUUUCCACCGCUGGAUGGUCAAUUAUGUCUCAGGACGACAAUCCCCUUGGAUCAGAGGUUACGAAUGCCAGCUAUGAAACCUUCGAGGCCCUCAUGAUGAGAGUUUCUCCUGGCUUUGCCAAAAUGUUCAACGAUACCCUCUCCAAUAAGCUUCAAGGGUUGUUGAAUGCUGAAUCGCUGGGAUACAAAGGAGACUGCUGA